Iphiclides podalirius (scarce swallowtail) is the source of this 633-nucleotide messenger RNA. Lineage: Eukaryota; Metazoa; Arthropoda; Insecta; Lepidoptera; Papilionidae. The record is from the annotation of a GenBank genome assembly.
AUGGCGACCGCCGAAAUGAGCCUGCCUGACAAGAAACCGGAACACGAGUCGGGAUACUACGAAGGCAGCGACCAGGAGGGCAGCAUGGAAUGCGGUUGCCCAUCCCCCGUUAGCUCCAGGAACUCGUCGCACUCCACCAAGCUGAAGCGUCGGCAUAGUGCUCACAAGCAUAAGAAAGCACCAUCCAAAAAGCAUCGUACGGACCACGUGAACGGUUGCAUGGGUAAUGGACACACGGGUAACAGUGUUGAAAUUGUUGAGUGUACCAGUUUGCCAUCAGUGAAGGAUGUGAACAAUGUUGAGGAAGUUGCGCCCGAAGCCGGGCCUAGUAGCAAGCGUAGUAGUUCUGUGGAGCUGAUCGGUGGUACAGUUCCACCACCGGCAAGGGAUUCAGUGGAUUGGAAUCUGGUAGACGCUAGUAAAAUUAGAAAAAGAGGCAAAGUUAACCUCAAUGGGGCGUCUAAAGUGGACAUAUCACACUUCGACCUGCUAAAAGUUCUUGGAACGGGAGGGGACACGUGGUUUGAGGAAAUCCGGCCGCGGGCGGAAUGGGGCUCCUGUGGGGGUGAAGACGCGCGUAUCACGACGGCUAUUGUGACAUCCAAUGGUAUAGGUUGCGGUUAUCACUACAUA